Messenger RNA from Anisakis simplex (herring worm), 279 nucleotides. The record is from the annotation of a GenBank genome assembly. Lineage: Eukaryota; Metazoa; Nematoda; Chromadorea; Rhabditida; Anisakidae.
AUGUUAUCGACUGUUAUCCGUUCUAGGAGUGAAUCUGAGUUGGAUAAAGACGAAAGCGGUUCAUCGACCAGUGAUAGCUCAUCGGAAAAUUCUAUUGGAAUCCAAGAGAAUGGCUCCAGUGCUAUCAUACCCUCAUAUAUGACUACGCAAGUACUAGAAAGUAUUCGAGAAUCAUCGCUUACCCACAAUACGAAUGUAUGCUCGAUUGAAGCAUGCGAAAUCAAUGAUCAAGCUUGUAUUUAUGGUAACUUUCAUUGUCGCUCACGUUUCAUUGCUUGA